Messenger RNA from Rhipicephalus microplus (southern cattle tick), 3268 nucleotides. It is a transcript of the gene Mrgn1, whose product is annotated as Mahogunin ring finger 1. Gene Ontology annotation, molecular function: ubiquitin protein ligase activity. The record is from RefSeq and is a predicted model, not a curated record. Gene Ontology annotation, cellular component: cytoplasm. Gene Ontology annotation, biological process: protein ubiquitination. NCBI's taxonomy places the organism in Eukaryota, Metazoa, Arthropoda, Arachnida, Ixodida, Ixodidae.
GCACAACGCUCGGGCCAAGCGCGUCGUGAUAUCCCGUUCCUGUCAGAACAGUGGUGGGGAACAAGCAUGCUGAUGUACUGCGGUUGAACUCUGCCGAAGCCCGUUACCCAUUCGGGAAACAAGUUUCUUAACGCGGCGAUACGCUAACAUGGGCGGCAUAUGGAGUAGGCAAAACGUCCGGGUGGAAGAAGUAGACUUCGCCGCCAACUAUGCCUACAGGUAUCCGCCGAAAAAUGGCAAUUACUUUGCGAGUCACUUCAUCAUGGGAGGGGAGCGGUUUGACGCCAAUCAACCAGAAGCGUACCUGUUCGGGGAGAACACCGACCUCAACUUCCUAGGGGGAAAGCCGACUCCUUUCCCGUACCCAGCGCCACAGGCCAACGAGCCGACGAGGCCGCUGCGAAGUCUAGUCAACAUCCGUAAGGAGUCCUUGCGCUUUGUCAGGAUUCAAGACGAAUCGUUGAAGGCGGAUGACGAUACGACGGAGGUGGCCCCGCCUUGCCGGUACAACAUUGAGUUCACGUUCGACACGGACGUCCGGUGCGCCAUCACCAUUCACUACUUCUGCGCAGAGGAGAUCACCAGCAAUGGUCUGAUUUACAGCCCAAGAAAUGCCGAGAUGAGUUCGGAGACGUACCACUACAAACGCGGUGCCAACCAGCAGUUUAGCCAGUCGUCGCACAUUUUCGAUCCCAGCCUCUACUGCGAAGAAGAGCUCAGCUACAACUUCGAAGAUGAAACCCUGCCAGUUGUCAUCCACUGCCUGGCCGAGGAAGGGGAUGAGCCGCGCCAGUCGCACGUGCUCGUCGCCGUCGUGGAGAAGAACUCAGACAACACGUACACGCUCAAGCCGCUCAAGCAGAAGCUCUUUGUCGAUGGCCUCUGCUACCUGCUGCAGGAAAUCUACGGCAUCGAGAACAAGAACGUGGCCCAAACCAAGCCUCCCACGGGUGAUGAGGAGACAGAGGACAGUGGUGCCGAGUGCGUCAUCUGCAUGUGCGACAGUCGGGACACCCUGAUCCUUCCCUGCCGGCACCUGUGCCUGUGCUCGUGCUGCGCCGACUCGCUACGCUACCAGGCCAACAACUGCCCCAUCUGCCGGGCGCCCUUCCGCGCCCUGCUCCAGGUGCGGGCCGUGCGGCGCACGCUUGCCUCGGCCGUCGCCGUGCCGCACCUCGGCGCAUCUGCUGGAGACGCCCAGACCUGCCAAGACAUUCCGCCGGGCUACGAGGUCGUGCCGCUCGUGGAAGCCCUCAACGGACCGGUCGCUGGCUCUGCGCCAGUUGCCGCCAUGCACCUAACUGUUGGCCUGCCACCUGAAGCGUCAACGCCCGAGGGGCCAGCAGCCAAGCCUCGAAGGAGUGGAAGGCGGCGUUCAGGAAGCACAUCAUCAUUACAGACUGACAGCGCCGGAGCCGCUGCAGCUGCUCCCGAGGUCGUGGUGGCCGCGGUGGUUUCGUCGGAUGCCGAGAAGGGACGCGCGGUCUCUCCACUCGGUCCAGAUGUCCGCUGGCACCGGCGGAGUUCCUCCCGCGCCGCGCCGGAGCAGGUUCGUCUGCUGUCAGAGUCGUCCAACGGCUCUGCGGGUCGUCGAAAGGCCCGAGAGGCGGAGGCGGCCGAGACGCGCUCGCUGCUCGAGGGGAGCGGAGCAGGCGAUUCGCGAAGCCAGGUGGCAACUUCUCCGUCCGCGCACGGGAAGGUGUCCGCCUCGACGCCCCACUCGCUGCAUCUCUGCCAGGCCAGGCCGGACAAAGAGAACAAGGCUACAGACACCUCUCCUGGAGCCGAGGACUCUGAUUACUACACCCCUGAGGACCCAGCCGUGCAAGAAGGUAGCACUCACUUCUUGGUCGACCAAGGGACCGACACCAGCCUGGACACGCCGCUGGCCGAGACCCCCGGUGCCGAGAGUUCGUCGGGAAUCGCGAUGCCGACGUCGUCGGGCGGCAGUGGCAGUGCCAAGAACUCACCGGAUGCCAUGGCGCUGCGUCGGCGGCGAGUCUUCGACGACCGGUGCUCGCCCGUGCACGAGGAGGACCGCCCCAUCGAGUUGGUGGAGGUCAAGAAGGCCACCACGCCGCUGGCGUCCACAGCAGGGACGACGACGUUCGAGGCACGCACCCAAACGACGUCGCCGUCCCGUACUCAGGCCAGCGGCAGCGUCGGGCACGCCGAGACCAGUGUCUCUCUGCCGGGCACCCCGGCGAGCAAUGCCAGCAAUCGCAGCAGCGGCGACAGCUGCAGCAGUGGCUCGAGCACGCGGCUGCUGCUAUCUGUACGGCAUAACUCUCAGCCUCCCAGCAAAACCACUGGAGGCAGUGUGGACUGAUCAAAGCGUAGGGAGGAAAAGAAAACAAACAAAAAAAGGAGUACAUAAGAUCAAAAAGAAAGCUGCAGCUUUCAAGGAACAUGAAAAAGAAAAGAAAGGAAAAUAUUUCAUGUUCCGAAAGGGCAAACUAGCUCCGAGAGGUCUGCACUGCCCGAGGAAACGGAGGCGCGUUGUCGUGUCCGCGGGCUGUCACCGAAUCGCUGACACCUGCCCUUGCCAAGAAACACAAGUCUCCCCGCCUUCUUGCAGCAAGCUUUGGAUCGCUUCUGAUUUGUGCUUUGUGCCACGUAAUGCUAAUCCUAUUUUAGGCUUAGAAUUUUAGGCACCGCACUAAACCUAACUGCAUUAAGCCUGUUUAGGUAUAGCAGAAAAAAAGAAAUGAGAGAGAUUUGAAAUAGGAGUUAUCGUAAAGGAGGGUGAACCUCAGUGGCUAGCUUAGACAUGAGUACACAUUGUUUGUAUGAAUCAUGCUUAGAGAAACUGCGUGGAUCUGUACCUGAAGUGGAUUCAAUGUUACUUUUGGCUGUCACGCUUGAUCACAACUGCCAUGAGGUGAAGGGAACUAUCAGUGUGAAGUGUGUGCCUGCAGGAGUGUAGGACACAAUCUUUCGACGGCAAAGCCGAGGAAAAAGCUCUGCAAAGUGCUUUUGCAUGCUCCGUAGUUGACCUCGGCUGCAAGUCGAUCGGGGCCAUUAUGGACUGUUGCCAAUGGACUACGCCUGUCUUCGGUGAAAGGCAUAUGGCCGGUCUUUCCACUUUGCAUGUCUGAAAAAGUAUUCGUUUAAUGACUUCGCCUGUUAGUGACUUGCGGUUAUAUUUCAAGCAGCGAUACGAGAAACUCAAUCUAAAAGGCACAGGGAGUUCAAACACAGACACAUAAAGGGGUUCAGGACACCAAGAACGCCCACUUACAACUAUAGAAGCGCAUUACGGCAAAAA